AUGUCUAUAAUUGUAUUUAUUAUUUCAGUACACUGAUUCAUGGAGCCUGGACUGCGACUGAACAGCUGAAGUUCCCUGAAACUUUCAUGUUCGGGGCUGCUUCAGCUGCUUACCAAAUUGAAGGGGCAUGGAAUGUCAGUGACAAAGGUCUUAGUAUUUGGGACAAGCUCCUCCAUGAUCGUCCGGAGCUGGUGAUGGACCACACCAAUGGAGACGUGGCCUGUGACUCCUACCACUUGUGGAGAAGGGACAUUGAGAUGCUGCAGGAAUUAGGACUGAACAUGUACAGGUUUUCAAUAUCCUGGCCUCGUCUGCUUCCGACUGGGUUUCCGAACCACAUCAGCGAGGAUGGCAAGAACUACUACAACAACCUGAUCGAUGGUCUGCUGGAGAAGGGGAUACAACCUCUGGUUACCAUCUACCACUUUGAUCUUCCACAGUCUUUGCAAGACUUAGGUGGCUGGGCGAAUCCCUUAAUAGCAGACUGGUUUGCGGACUACGCGAAUGUGGUAUUUUCGCUAUAUGGUGACCGAGUGAAAUACUGGGUCACAAUCAAUGAGCCUAUGGGUUUAUGUGACGGGGGCUAUAGGCAGUUCUCAGCCCCUUAUUUUAAUGACACCUAUGUGGGGCAGAACCUGUGCAAUAAGAAUGCUAUGAUAGCCCAUGCUAAAGCCUACAGGAUCUACGAUGAGUUGUACCGGGAUAAAUAUCAUGGGAAGUUGUCUCUAUCAACUUUAUUCUUCUGGUUUAAGCCAGUCGAGCCAGAAGACCAAGAAGUGACGGAUUUGACCAUCGACCUUUGGGCAGGCAGAUACACCCACCCCAUCUUCUCCAAGGAGGGAGGAUGGCCACGCAAACUGGAGCAGCUACUGAAUGAAAUCGCCAAGAAACAGGGCUACCAUUACAUGCUACCACCAUUCACUCCCGAAGAAAUUGAGCUGGUUAGAGGAACAUAUGACUAUUAUGCUCUAAACCACUAUACAACGCGUCUGGUACGCCGGGCGAAGCCACGUGAGAAGGCAGGAUCAUGGUUCUUUGAUGGCUCACCAGAACUUAACGUGAUAUUCGAUAAGGAUCCUCGAUGGAGGACCACUGGAGUUGACUGGUUUGCUUUCUAUCCAGAAGGUCUUCGGGAACAGCUCCACUGGCUGAACACCACAUAUGACAUAAAGGAGAUUAUCAUCACUGAGAAUGGAAUACCAACCCUUGAUGAUGGACUUGUGGACAUCCUCAGGCUGACUACUAUAAGGAGUACUUGGAACAGAUCCUGCUGGCUAUCAAUGACGGUAUCAACGUGACUGGGUACGCCGCCUGGACGCUGAUGGACAACUUCGAAUGGAUGAGUGGAUAUUUCUCAAAAUUUGGCCUAUACGCCGUAGACUUCACGCAUCCUAAUCGAACUCGCACGCCCAAAGAGUCAGCGAGAUAUUAUUCCCAAGUGACAAGAACUAGGAUGGUACAUCCAGUUGUAGAUGAAACUAAAUUAAAUUAUGUUAAAUAA
Molecule: messenger RNA, 1501 nt
Organism: Spodoptera littoralis (African cotton leafworm)
Lineage: Eukaryota; Metazoa; Arthropoda; Insecta; Lepidoptera; Noctuidae
Source: the annotation of a GenBank genome assembly